Chanos chanos (milkfish) is the source of this 798-nucleotide messenger RNA. RefSeq names its product uridine-cytidine kinase 2a (gene uck2a). Bases 10 to 798 code for a protein of 262 amino acids. Gene Ontology annotation, molecular function: ATP binding; kinase activity. The record is from RefSeq and is a predicted model, not a curated record. The transcript is spliced from 7 exons. Lineage: Eukaryota; Metazoa; Chordata; Actinopteri; Gonorynchiformes; Chanidae.
ACAGCAAGCAUGGCAGGCGAUAGCGAAACAAGUCUACACAAUCAAGCCGAAAAUGAACACGUUACCCGGCAGCCUUUUCUCAUCGGGGUAGCCGGAGGCACUGCCAGCGGAAAGUCGUCAGUAUGUGGGAAGAUCAUGGAACUUCUCGGGCAGAAUAAGAUCGACCAUCACCAGAGACAAGUGGCCAUUCUCAGUCAAGACAGCUUCUACAGGGUCCUCACUGCUGAACAGAAAGCCAAGGCCCUCAAGGGCCAGUAUAACUUUGAUCACCCAGACGCUUUUGAUAAUGAGUUGAUAGUGAAGACUUUGUGGGACAUUAUGGAGGGGAGAACAGUACAGAUACCAGUGUAUGAUUUUGUAACCCAUUCCAGGAAGGAGGAGACCAUAACUGUGUACCCAGCUGAUGUGGUUCUGUUUGAAGGAAUCCUCAUGUUCUACUCUCAGGAGAUCAGGGACCUUUUCCAAAUGAAGCUGUUUGUGGACACGGACGCCGACACGCGACUGUCGCGACGAGUCCUGAGAGACAUCAGUGAGCGAGGGCGGGACCUGGAGCAGAUCCUGACUCAGUACAUUACCUUUGUAAAGCCAGCAUUCGAGGAGUUCUGCCUGCCAACAAAGAAAUAUGCUGACGUGAUCAUUCCAAGGGGAGCUGAUAAUCUCGUCGCCAUAAACUUGAUCGUGCAGCACAUCCAGGACUUUCUGAACGGCGGUCUGACCAAACGACAGAACGGGGUGCUGAACGGUCACUGUGUGCCUCGGAAACGACAGCCUUCCGAAUCCAGCAGCCGACCCCACUGA